This is a messenger RNA of Selaginella moellendorffii, 2151 nucleotides long. Its product is annotated as putative receptor protein kinase CRINKLY4. The record is from RefSeq and is a predicted model, not a curated record. Gene Ontology annotation, molecular function: protein kinase activity; ATP binding. Gene Ontology annotation, biological process: protein phosphorylation. Bases 1 to 2151 code for a protein of 716 amino acids. The transcript has 2 exons. NCBI's taxonomy places the organism in Eukaryota, Viridiplantae, Streptophyta, Lycopodiopsida, Selaginellales, Selaginellaceae.
AUGCUAGCUCCCAAAAACUUAUCGUUUGCCAUGAUCGGGUUUUUACUUGUGGCUUCCACGACAGGCUUUGGCUACAUGAACACGAUCAGUUCUAUGGAAACAAGGGGCCUUCCAUUCCACGAUCCAAGUGGCUCCUUCCCGAUAUGUGUCUUGCAAGCCCAAGUCCUGACACCCAUCUGUAUCGACGAGACGCAUGUCACGCAGAUGCCUCCUCCAGAGAAGAAGUUCUUCGCCAUCUCUGGUGGAGCUCGGUUUACCUGUGGACUUGACUAUGGCUCUCGCUUUCCACUGUGCUGGGGUAAGCUCCAGGUCCCAGCUCUUCUCCAAAACGUUAGCUACACGAGUUUGAGCUCCGGUGCAAAUCACUGCUGCGCCAUCCGGAGCAAUGACAGUAGAGUGGACUGCUGGGGAGAGGAGCUAGCGAUUGCCCUUUUGGAGGACGAAAGCCUGGUAUCUGUGUCUUCCGGGGUGGAUUUUUCUUGCGGGGUGACGCAAGAUGGAGAAGUUCUGUGCUGGGGAUACGUGCCGGAUCAAGUUCCACAGCCCAAAAACGAGAUUUUUACGUCGGUGUUCGUGGGAGGCUAUACGAUCUGCGGGGUGACGAGCUCCACAGGGGAAACACUUUGCUGGGGGCAGGACUCGUCGGCUUUCGUGGUUCCCGCUGGCUACAAGUUCUCUAGAUUAGCAGGAGGAUAUCACCACAUGUGUGGGAUACGAUCGGACAAUCACCAGGUGGUUUGCUGGGGUUUGAACAAGGCUCAGCAGCUCCAAGUUCCCAGGGACGCCACCUUUUCGGCCAUUUCGGCUGGAGACAUCUACACUUGCGGGGUCACCCGGGAUGCGAAUGCAAGGCUUCUUUGCUGGGGAAACAACGCCGUCCAGUACCGGGAGAUCGACUUGCAUGCUAGCCAGGCGGUGUGCACGAACGAGUGUGGGAAAAACCAGUAUCGGGUAAACAGGACCUCCUCUCCGCAGCAGUGCCCGUCUUUGUCUGACAAGGUGUGCUUGGAGUGCUCGGCAUGCGUCGGUGGCGACUUUGAGAUUUCUCCAUGCGGAGCGGACUCUGAUCGAAAGUGUGGCAUGAUAAUCGGCAAAAACAACUUACCAGCAAGCUUCAAUGGCCCAGGGAGGAGAAAUCCAACGGGUUUGUUCUUCAUCAUGCUGCCUUUGGUCGUCACUUUGUCGCUUGGAAUCACGUUCAUAGGAGUCUGGGCUUGUCAGGAGUACAGAGAGAAACUUGUUUCAAACAAGCAGCGGCUUAGGAAGGAAGUGAUCUCUCUAUCUUCAGUGGAACUCCGGGCAGCAACAAACAAUUACAGCGAGGAGAUGAUCUUGGGGAGAGGUGCUUUUGGGACGGUAUACAAGGGAGUGCUCCAAAAUGGCCACCAAGUUGCUGUAAAGCGAGCAAAUUCUUCCAGCUCGCAUGAGAUGUUUGACAAGAAACUGGAGCUCCUUGGGAGAGCUCACCACUCUUGCCUGGUAAACCUCAUGGGCUACUGCCAGGAAGACAAGCUUCUUGUCUUCGAGUUCAUGGCCAGAGGCACACUUCUCGAGAACAUCUCUAGCUGCGAAUGGAUAAGCCGUAUGAGAAUCGCGGCACAGGCUGCGCGGGGGCUCGAGUAUCUCCACAGGUAUGCGUCGCCAAGCAUGAUUCACAGGGAUGUCAAGACUGCAAACAUACUCCUCGACCGUGACUGGAACGCUCACGUCUCCGACUUUGGCUUGGCACUGUGUGGACCUCAAGGCAGCGCGACACACCUGAGCAACAUGACAAUCGUCGGCACGCCAGGCUACUUGGAUCCAGAGUAUGGCCUCUCCUCCAAGAUCACAGCCAAGGGCGACGUCUACAGCUUUGGAGUGGUUCUCCUGGAGCUGCUCUCCGGCCAGAAGCCGGUGGAUCCGUCGAGAAAGUUUCAGAGCCUGGUGGCUUGGGUGCUGCAUCUGGUGGAACGCAGGGAGUGGAGCUCGGUGCUGGAUCCGAGCUUGCCAGCGCCUUUGCAACCAGAGCCGCUCUAUCGCGCGGUGAAGCUGGCUUUAGAGUGCUCCAAGUUUGCGAGCAAGCAGAGGCCAUCUAUGACGCUGAUCGCGGAGAGGCUCGAGGAAAUCGUGGAAGCUAUGGCUGGAACUCCUCUUCUUUCCAUCUCCUCCUAG